GCUUGUUUGGGAAGAGAGAGAAAAGGCAAAGGGCAGAGGAGAGGACAUAACAGGAAGAAGAAGAAAGAAAGAAGAGAAGAGAAGAAGAAAAAAAAUGGGUGAGAUAUCUGCCACAAUGACGAAGAAGAAGAAGAAGAAGGGACGUCCCUCUCUUUUAGACCUUCAAAAACGCUCCCUCAAGCAGCAGCAGCAACAACAAAACCCUAAUUUCGAAAACCCUAAUUCCCUCAUUGCCUCUCACCGCCGAUCCACCCGCCGGAAUCCUACUCUAAAUGAGCCCGAUUGGAUUAACGGAGAUGACGACGACGACGACGACGACGAGCGCAAACAGAAGAAACAUAAGCUUUUGCUUGGAUUAAAUUCCCAACAAAACACCAACAGUAAUCAUCAUUACCCGUUUUCCUCGGCAAAUUCCUUGGGUCCUAACCCCUCAUUCGGCUCUGAUGGUGCUAAUCCGGAGACGGCUCAAAAGAGGCGCAAGAUCAGUGACGCCUGUCUCGGAUCUGAUGAUAUGGGUGAAAAGGCUCCGAAAGCGACAGACACUCUUCACGAGUCACCGCUGGAGCCUGGCCCCACUACUCCUUUGCCAGACAAAAAGUUGUUGGUCUUCAUUCUUGACAGGCUACAAAAAAAGGAUACCUAUGGAGUAUUUUCUGAGCCAGUGGAUCCUGAAGAGCUUCCUGAUUACCACGAUAUCAUUGAGCAUCCCAUGGACUUUUCCACCGUGAGAAAAAAGCUAGAUGGAGGAGCUUAUGCUAACUUGGAACAAUUUGAGAAAGACGUAUUCCUGAUAUGUUCAAAUGCAAUGCAGUAUAAUUCACCAGAUACUAUUUACUUCCGCCAGGCACGAUCCAUGCAAGAGCUUGCCCGGAAGGACUUUGAAAACUUGAGGCAAGACAGUGAUGGUGAAACCCAACCCAAAAUUGUGAGGAGAGGUAGACCACCUGGAAAGCUGAAAAAAGCACUUGAGAGGUCUCCUCUUGACCGUGUCGGUCCUGAAUGUUCCUCAGAUGCAACUCUCGCCUCUGGAGGGGAUAAUCCGAGCUGUUCUACCGGAUACAAUCUAAGAAGAACCCAUUCAUACAAGUAUCAGCCUGCAGAAGUUCUGGUCCGAACCACUUACGGGUCUCACAGUAGCGAAACGUAUUCUACCUGGAUGUCUGAAUGGGAAAAUGAAUUUCCAGCUUCUGUUCUAAAGGCUGUGCUUAAGUAUGGGAAGAAACCAUAUGAAAUAGAUGAGCAUAAGCGUGACACCUAUAAGCAUCCAUCUGCUUCCACACAUGGGCCAUCGUCCUGGAAUAUCUUUGGAGGAGAACCGAAGCAACUGAUGGUGGUAGGUUUAAACUCAGAGCAUGGUUAUGCAAGAAGUCUAGCUCGUUUUGCUGCAGAUCUUGGCCCCAUAGCUUGGAAAAUUGCUUCAAAGAAAAUUGAAAGUGUCUUGCCAACAGGACUUGAGUUUGGUCCUGGGUGGGUAGGCGAAGAUAAGGUGGUUGAGGGACAGCAGCAGCUUUUAUUUUCUGAUAGGAAUAGAGUUUCAAACAGUUGUGUAGCUAAUGAAAAUUUAGGCAGACUUCAACCUUCAAUUGCUUCUGGUUCAAAUUCUAAUGUCGCAAGUAGAUGUGCAGCGGGGAGUAGAGAAGACAUGAUAGAAAAUGUUGGUGGAUCGAGUUCCCAAAGCGAGUUAAAUUCGCUGAACAGUGGUAGUGGUGGGAUAAAUCCCAUUGCGUCUGUUUUGGUUCAGCAAAAACCUCUGCUUCACUCUGAUUUAAAUGGUUUUAGUGGUGGGUUUGGACACAAUAAAAUUUCACCUCUAAUGGGGACAGCAAGACUCGGGAUGGCAUCAGGGAACUCCUGUUCAGAGCACACAGUAGUUCCUUCGCAAUCAUUUGGCAUGGUUUCAACUAGUAACUCUACUUUCUGCCCAACGUUAGGGAAUGAGUUUAAGUUGAACAAAGCCAAGUUGUCAGAAGCAUCGAGUGUGUUACUGCAGUCUGGAAAAUCAUCAGCUCUAGGUCCUAGCCCUGACUCACAGACGUUACUGAAUGCCGGGAUUGUUGGAAAAUCAUCCCAGCAGGGUUUAUCACCAUACCCUCAACAAGAUUUCUUGGACUUACCACCCGACCUGAAUGUUGGAUUCCUGGCACCAAAUUCGCCAAGUUCCAGCGUGCCGAUUGGUUCGCCACGGCAGCCAGAUUUAGCUUUACAGCUGUGAGGGAUGGAUAAUGCAUCUUCCUUUAGCCAAACGCAGCGGAUGGUAGAUUGUUAGAUUUUGAACAUUUGUUCCAGCAAAAGGAAUAAUAAAAUGAUUAAAGUGGAGAAUCGUCUUUUGGAUUGCUUAGUAGUGCCUCAGGUGAUUCGUAACAUGAGAAAUUGUAGGGGUAGAUUUUGUACAGAUUAAUGUAUCCAUUAUUCUUAGAAGAAAAACCACAGCAGCUUUUUUUUUUUUUAUAACCCCCUAGCAUGGUACUCUCGAAUUCCUAAUUUGCACAUGCUUUGUAAGAAUUGUUAUUUGAAAUUAUGAGAUCGAAAAUGGUUGACUGAGAAA
This is a messenger RNA of Manihot esculenta (cassava), 2545 nucleotides long. RefSeq lists its product as uncharacterized. The coding region runs from base 95 to 2212 and encodes 705 amino acids. Lineage: Eukaryota; Viridiplantae; Streptophyta; Magnoliopsida; Malpighiales; Euphorbiaceae. The transcript is spliced from 9 exons. Gene Ontology annotation, molecular function: protein binding. The record is from RefSeq and is a predicted model, not a curated record.